GUAGAGGAAAGACGCCAUUAGACGGACGGUCUGGAGGCAGGGGGGCCGUGCUGGUGCUGCUGGUGCCGCUGGUGGAGCGCGAUCCGCGUCUCAUGCGACCUUGUAUCCUUCGUUUCUUUUUUUCCGCAUCCGGUCGGCGUCGCGUCCAGGGCGUCUAAUGUGACUCGCCAGCCGCCCCCCGCCCCACCUCUCCCUGCUUUUCUGCCACUUCGUAUUCCGAAGACGGAUCGUCCCGGUCCAGGAUGGCGACUGGGGCCGGUAAAACACACUCCUUCAAGGUUGUCCUGCUGGGAGAGGGAUGCGUGGGCAAGACGUCGCUGGCGCUGCGUUACUGCGAGAACAAAUUCAACGAGAAGCACAUCACCACCCUCCAGGCUUCCUUCCUGACGAAGAAACUGAACAUCGGAGGCAGAAGAGUGAAUCUCGCGAUAUGGGACACAGCAGGACAAGAAAGAUUUCACGCGUUGGGACCCAUAUACUACCGAGACUCUAAUGGAGCUGUAUUGGUGUAUGACAUCACAGAUGAGGAUUCCUUCCAGAAGGUGAAAAACUGGGUCAAGGAGCUACGCAAAACGCUGGGGAAUGAAAUAUGUUUAUGUAUAGUGGGGAAUAAAAUUGAUCUUGAAAAAGAGAGACACGUAUCCGUUCAGGACGCAGAGGGGUACGCAGAGUCAGUGGGCGCCAAACACCACCACACAUCCGCCAAACUAAACCGAGGGAUUGAGGAGCUCUUCCUGAACCUCUGCAAGCGGAUGACUGAGGCAGCGGAGAUGGAAGACCAGCAGAUGGGAAACCAGACCGGAGUUGCCCUCCGGAGAGGAGUCCAGAUCGUGGACGACGAACCUCUGGGGGGCGUGGCCUUAGGGGGGGCGUGCUGUCCAUCCGGCUAGCCUUCACACCCAUGGCUGCCGGCAAACCCCCAGCACAACUGUCUCUGACAAUUUUCCUAUCGACUGCCAAACAUUUACCACACAGGCCACGCCUGGUUAACAUGCUUAAUAAUGCCCCAGUACAGGCAGUUCUCCGCUGAUGUAAAUAAUUUGUUCUACAAAGCCUUAUGUAUGUCAAAUUUUCUGUAAUUCAGAUUUACCUUACAACGUCAUUCAAGAAAGCAGACAACUCAAAAUUACUAGUAAUACAUACUAAUCAAUACAAAUAAAUGAACAGAUGAAGUGUAAAUUUACUUAUGAACGUAUGUCGCCAUUUUGUGUUAGUGCUCCCAUGACCUGUAUGUACUCCGUCAUCCAUAUUUGUUUUGUACAAAUCUGGAUCCACUUAAGUGGAGAGCUGCCUGUAUUUUUCAUACCAUAAUGCUGCUGAGAGCAAAAUGAUGAACCUGGGGGGCGGGGGGGAUCUGAUUCCCUUCCCCCAUCCUUUGGCGUCUCCUUUGAUUUAACCAAAAAGUUACAAAAGGCCUUGCAGAGAUUCGCUCCGCUCAAACAAAUUUGCAUACAGGACGUGUUUACUCACCAACACAUAGCAUCUGCAUGAAGAACUGAAUUUUGCUUUGUUUGAAAAACUGAUCUGUAUAAUUUAAUAACAUGUAUAUGUUAUAUAAAAACUUAUUAAACUGUUUUUAUAUUUUUGUGGA
Molecule: messenger RNA, 1591 nt
Organism: Brienomyrus brachyistius
Lineage: Eukaryota; Metazoa; Chordata; Actinopteri; Osteoglossiformes; Mormyridae
Product: ras-related protein Rab-21-like
Exons: 7
Coding region: 243-890 (215 amino acids)
Biological process (GO): Rab protein signal transduction
Molecular function (GO): GTP binding; GTPase activity
Source: RefSeq, a predicted model, not a curated record